AUGAAGUUCAUAAAGCUACUCUUUGCAUCGAUUCUUGUCAUGGUUCUAGUCCUAAGCAUUGCAGCAACAGCAAGUCUAGACCAACAGGAUGAUACUAAUAAUAAGUCAGCAGCUGAAGAGGAUGAUAAUGAUGCUGAGACUAAACAACGUUUCAUGUUAGAUGAAACAGAAGGCCGAUCUCUCUUGCAAAAGAAACGAACUCGAAGACUUACUUGCAACAAGUUCCCUAGGAUUUGUCAUGCUAGGGGGAGUCCUGGACCUCAAUGCUGCAAGAAGAAAUGUGUAAACAUAUUGAUGGACCGGCUAAAUUGCGGGAAGUGUGGGAAGAAGUGCAAGUACAAUGAGAUAUGCUGCAAAGGAAAAUGUGUUAAUCCAUCAUUCAAUAGGAAACAUUGUGGUGGCUGCAACAAUAGGUGCAGCAAUGGAGAAUUGUGUGUUUUUGGGUUGUGCAAUUAUGCUUAG
Theobroma cacao (cacao) is the source of this 462-nucleotide messenger RNA. RefSeq lists its product as uncharacterized. Lineage: Eukaryota; Viridiplantae; Streptophyta; Magnoliopsida; Malvales; Malvaceae. The record is from RefSeq and is a predicted model, not a curated record.